AUGGCCUCCUUCGUCGUCUCCCUAUGGCAAUCCAUCUUCGAGCCAGGAACCACCCCACAACUACUAAUAGCAACACAUCUAUCAUUCACAGCAUUGAUUGCUACCUUAAUAUGGUUGAUCUACGCAACAAAUGGUAACAUCCACUUCUACAUCCUACUAACCAUCGCCUCCCUCCUUUGGAUCACCGUCAUUUGGUUCAUCCAAGAACUGAAAUCUGUUCAAUUGAAAAGUAAUGAAGAACUGGGCAUCCCAAACAUUAACACCAACACCGACGACGAAAAGAAACCUGAGGCAACUACCACCGCUCGCAAGUCCACCAAUGGCAAAACCAAGUCCAGAAAAGUAUAA
Naumovozyma castellii is the source of this 348-nucleotide messenger RNA. It is a transcript of the gene PKR1, whose product is annotated as Pkr1p. The coding region runs from base 1 to 348 and encodes 115 amino acids. Lineage: Eukaryota; Fungi; Ascomycota; Saccharomycetes; Saccharomycetales; Saccharomycetaceae. The record is from RefSeq and is a predicted model, not a curated record. The transcript has a single exon.